ACGGCGGAUUGGCCAAACCCGGAAGUGAAGAUGGCGACCGCCUACGAGAGGUUCAACCUGCAUGCAACACCUGAGAAGUUUUACAUUGAGGCCUGUGAUGAUGGAGCUAAUGACGUUCUGGUUAUUGAUAGGGUGUCCACCGAGAUUACCCUUGCAGGUAUUAAAGACAUCCCCCCAUCUGGCGUUACCAGGCCCAUUUGUGGAAUCAUGGGAACUAUUCGACUGGUGGCUGGGAUGUACCUCAUAGUCAUUACCAGGAAGAGGAAGGUGGGCGACCUGUUUGGCCACACUGUGUGGAAAGCGGUGGAGUUUGAUGUGAUUUCUUAUAAGAAGACCAUUUUGCACCUCACAGAAUUUCAGAUGCAAGACAACAAAACAUUUCUGGCCAUGAUCAACAGUGUCCUCAACACAGACGGCUUCUACUUCAGCACAGACUAUGACCUCACGCACACCCAGCAGCGCCUGGCCAACACCAGCCCCGACUUCCAGGAGAUGAGCCUGCUGGAGCGGGCAGACCAGAGGUUCAUGUGGAAUGGAAACCUUUUAAGAGAAAUCAUUGCACAGCCAGAGCUCCACAAGUUUGCUUUUCCUGUCAUCCAUGGAUUUAUUGUGAUGAAGCCGUGCUGCAUUAAUGGGAAGGUGUUUGAAUGGAUCCUCAUCUCUAGACGGAGCUGCUUUAGAGCCGGGGUGCGAUAUUACGUCAGAGGCAUUGACUCGGAGGGACAUGCUGCUAACUUCGUUGAGACAGAACAGAUAGUCCUGUACAAUAAUGCCAGGGCCUCCUUUGUGCAGACGCGUGGCUCCAUGCCCUUUUUCUGGUCUCAAAGACCCAACCUGAGGUACAAGCCCAAACCACAGAUAAGCUCUGAAAUCAAUCACAUGGACGGUUUCAAGAGGCAUUUUGAGUCGCAAGUUCUCAUUUAUGGAAAGCAAGUGAUUCUGAACUUGGUCAAUCAGAAAGGAUCUGAACUGCCCCUUGAACAGGCCUUUGCCAAAAUGGUCAACGGCAUGGAAAACAGACCGAUCAAGUACAUAGCCUUUGACUUCCACAGAGAAUGUAGUAAGAUGAGAUGGCAUCGCCUACAGAUUCUGGUUGACGCAGUUUCUGAAAUGCAAGAUGAGUUUGGGUACUUCAUGCUGAGCUCAGACGGGAAGGUGUUGUCUGAGCAGUCCGGAACAUUCCGCAGUAACUGUAUGGACUGCCUGGACCGCACCAACGUCAUUCAGAGCCUGCUGGCCAGACGCUCAAUACAGAACCAGCUACAGAGGAUGAGUGUCCUCCAUGUGGGCCAGAGGAUCGAGGAACAAGCUGACUUUGAGAAGAUUUAUAAAAAUGCAUGGGCAGACAACGCCAAUGCCUGUGCUAAACAGUAUGCUGGAACUGGUGCUCUGAAAACUGACUUCACCAGAACCGGGCAGAGAACGCACUGGGGCUUGAUAAUGGAUGGCUGGAACUCAGUGAUCCGUUACUACAAGAACAAUUUCUCAGACGGGUUCAGACAAGACUCCAUUGAUCUCUUCCUUGGAAACUACACAGUGGAUGAAACUGAUGGGCUCACACCUCUUCAUGUGCAAAAGGACUGGAAGUUCCUAUUGCUUCCUGUUGUCAUGGUGGUGGCUUUCUCCAUGUGCAUCAUCUGUCUCCUUAUGGCUGGUGACACUUGGACAGAGACGCUGGCGUAUGUGGUAUUCUGGGGCAUGGCCAGUGCUGUCACAGCUGCUAUCAUUGUGGUCAAUGGACGAGAGUUUGUGGACGCACCCAAACUGGUCCAGAAAGAGAAGAUGGAUUGAAUAAGGAGAUAUGUCCAUAUGUCCUGUUCCUGUAGAUGGAGCCUUUAAGACAGCCUGUAUUAUCAUGUUCAUUUACAUUAAGUUACUGUCUAUACUAAACCUUUAUUUGAAAACAUGGUAUGUUGUUCCCAAACUUCAUGAAAAUUUCUCAUACCAAUUCAAAAUUACUCACGAGUUGUGGUCAAAUAUCCAAGUAGUAUUUCACCCCAAAAUAAAAAUAAGAUAUUUAUUCAAAUUUGGCCUAUUUUUAGGACACUCUCAUGACGUAAUUUUCGUGACAAUUCAGAACAUUUUCUUUCCCAGAUUUUUAUUAUAAUUUGAAAAAAAUCUAAUUUCCAUUACUGUAAUGUAGUAGUAAUGAAAAUCAUCAUUAGAUUCAGUACAACAAAUACUACCAUUAUGUAUACUUACAAUUGUACUUUACUAUUCAAAUAAUAUAUAAUUCUUUUCACAUUACAGUAAAGAGAAUGAGAUUUUUCCACAGUACAGAAAAUAAUUUCACAAUGCAAAAAAAAUCUUAAUGUUUUUUUUUCAAUGGGUAGGUUUCAUUUUCUUCAUCCAAAAUAUUAUUUCUAUUUUUUUCUUUUGGAGUUAAAUAAAUAGGACAUUUCAUUACAGUUUUUGUAAGAUUCACUUAAGUGCAUUGUGGAAGAUGCACCACGUUUCAAAAGCUGCUAUAAUGUUACUUCUUGGUGAUUAGUCUAAAUUGACCCGGUGUGAAAUCAGAGUUAUUGAGACAUUUUUGCUCCAUGAUUUGAGACAGCUAGAUGUGUGUUCAUUGAAAAUCCAUUCUAAUUAGAUUGUUUUACAAGUGAAGUUACAUGAUCCAGUCCUUAUUACAAUUUCUAUCCUUGCAAAUCUGUCCUGAAAUCAGUUUGGUUAUAUUUAUACUUAUUCUUUGCAGUGGUCAUUUUGUACUUUCCUGUCUGGUUUUGUAUCUCUCAUAAAUGAUCAAAUUGGAUAACUGAGAGGACCCACUGAGGGAGGAAGAGGUUUUAAGCACUGUUUCUUUAAUUAAGUUUACGGACAAUUGUGUGAGCAGCACUUUCCUCUUUAUUUCUCUUCAUGGACCGAUGAACACUAAAAGAAAAGCAUAAACUCACUCUUUAAUGGCUCUUUGACUGCAGUUCUCUUCAAAGUUACCAGUGGCAGAUCACUAUUGCAGAUAGGAAUAAUGAUAUCAGAAUACCUGUCCACUUAACCUAUAUGCUGAUAAUUGAGGACAUUUUAGCAUUUGAUUGAAUUGUAAGUGAAAUCAUGAUCAAUAUAUGUCAGAAAUCAGAAAAAUUUUCAAGUCCUUUUCACCCUUUCAACUGGUCUAUAUGUUGAUUUCAUGGUGAUAUAUUUUUAAAUGUCUUACCCUUAACCCAAUAAUUUACUUUUACCUUGACAUAAACUUUAGUGACACAACAUUUCUUUGGAAGGUGUUUUUGGGAUUGUUUUGGCUUUGGGAGUGGACAUAUGAAUUCCUUUGUGGUCUUCCUUUUGAGUUUAUCACUACCUUUAAAACUGGACUUGAAAAAAAUGGUCAUUGUGUUGGUUCAGUGUAGACUAAGAAUGUAGAUUUUGAUGCCUUUAUAUGUGUGUUUUUAUCAUCUACAAAUGAUAAUAAUGCAAGCCGUAGUACCACAGUGACCAAUACAGAAUAUUGCAAAUGCAUUAGAAACAAUGUCUUCAGAUUCCAUAGGGGCCACAUUUAUACUUAAAUUAAAUCAUGAUUGUUUGAUGGCUGCUGGAAUAAAUCUGAUGUGUAAAAACAGAAAUCAAGAAUAUGUAUAAAUAAAAGUGUCUCAUGUACUGUACAGUAUAGUUACAAUAACACUGUUAGCACUUGGUUUAGUUGUUUGAUCAAUCAAAGUGAUGUCAUAAUGAUCACAUUCUUCUGUGAAUCUUUCAGAUUUCUGAAGUGCAUCAUUGUAUUUUCAGAGUGCACUCCGUUUGAAGUGUGAUGUGGCAUUUUAUCAAUAUUAAUCGUAUUUUGGAUUUGAUCCUGACAGUGUUUCAAUCACAUUUAUGAUUUACAGUGUGCAGCAUGUCCUGUGGUCAUUGUAAAUUCCCUGUGAGAAUUCAGUACUCACCAUAACAAUAGUCUGUGAGAUAUUUCAUCAGCUGUCUUUAGUAAUCAGUCCUCUAUCAUUUAUGAUUAUUGAGAAAGCACAUCAAUGUGUUUAGAGAUUAUUGCUAAUAAUCCAGGUAUUGUUUGGUUUUGAGACAUUGAAGUGUCAUUGAAAAUUCUUUCUAAAGGCGUUCAGUCACUGUAACUGAUGGUUUCUUUCAGAAUAAAUUGGACCAAUAAAACGCA
Messenger RNA from Myxocyprinus asiaticus (Chinese sucker), 4093 nucleotides. Its product is annotated as phosphatidylinositol-3-phosphatase SAC1-A-like. Gene Ontology annotation, molecular function: phosphatidylinositol-4-phosphate phosphatase activity. The record is from RefSeq and is a predicted model, not a curated record. The transcript has 20 exons. Bases 31 to 1791 code for a protein of 586 amino acids. Gene Ontology annotation, biological process: phosphatidylinositol dephosphorylation. Lineage: Eukaryota; Metazoa; Chordata; Actinopteri; Cypriniformes; Catostomidae. Gene Ontology annotation, cellular component: endoplasmic reticulum.